Messenger RNA from Sebastes umbrosus (honeycomb rockfish), 4570 nucleotides. It is a transcript of the gene usp38, whose product is annotated as ubiquitin specific peptidase 38. Gene Ontology annotation, molecular function: cysteine-type endopeptidase activity; cysteine-type deubiquitinase activity. The record is from RefSeq and is a predicted model, not a curated record. NCBI's taxonomy places the organism in Eukaryota, Metazoa, Chordata, Actinopteri, Perciformes, Sebastidae. Gene Ontology annotation, cellular component: cytosol; nucleus. Bases 174 to 3290 code for a protein of 1038 amino acids. The transcript is spliced from 11 exons. Gene Ontology annotation, biological process: protein deubiquitination; ubiquitin-dependent protein catabolic process.
ACUCCACCGUCCAUAGGGAUGACGUCAGUGGAAGGUGUAAUCAGCUGAUCAUUGUGAGCGAUGAGAUGAACCACCAUAACACGGUUUAAUCUGUCAGAACACGGCUAACAUCCACCGACAACUGAGGAUCCUCUGGUGGGACAUUGUUGACAUGCUUUAUUUGGACCUCCAUCAUGGACAAGAUUUUGGAGGGCCUCGUGAGCUCCGAUCACUCUGUUCCAGUGAAGAGGGCCAUUGUGAAGAAGGUAGUGGAAGCAGCAGAGAAAGGGGUGACGGAGGAGCAGUGUCAAGCGUUGUUCACUCUCACCACCCGCCUCAUCCUGCUUGGUGAAGAUGCCUUUCAGAGGCAGAUCGGCUUCCAGGUUUUGGAGGCCUACGCACGCUACCACCGCCCAGAGUUUGAGCGUUUCUUCAGCAAAGACUUUGUCCUCGGCCUUCUCCAGCAGGGCUAUGGCACGCUGGACCGCAAAGACCCACCUGUAAUAGACUACAUUCACUGCUGCCUGCGGCUGCUCAUCAGCUGCCCCUCGGUGCUCGAGAUCUUCAGCGUGAUUCAGGUGGAGGUUUUGAGGAUGGUGUGUGAGCGUCCUGAGCCGGCCCUUUGCGCCCACCUGAGCACUUUGCUGUCAGACUUUGUGCAGUGCAUCCCGAGGGAAAAGUCAGGCGUUUUGUUCUGCCAGCAGCUGGUGAGGACCAUCAGUUACUUCCACUGCUUUGCCAGCCAAGAACAGGAGCUGAGAGAGUAUGUAGGUCAGGUGACUAAGGUCAGCACACUGCUGCAAAACAUCUGGAAGGCUGAUCCAGCCACACUGCUUCCCUCACUGCAGGAAGUGUUUGCUAUUAUCUCUUCCACAGACCCCUCCUUUGACCCCUCCAUUGCUCUGGCCAGCCUGGUGCAGCACAUCCCCAUCCAGAUGAUCACGGUGCUCAUCAAGAGUCUCACCACAGACAACAAUGUCAAAGAUGCAAGCAUGACUAAAGCACUCUGCAGGAUGAUUGACUGGCUUUCUUGGCCUCUGGCCCAACAUGUUGAUACCUGGGUCAUCGCUCUGCUGAAAGGACUGGCUGCAGUUCAGAAGUUCACCAUCCUCAUAGACGUCACUCUGCUUAAAAUUGAACUGGUAUUCAGUCGUCUGUGGUACCCUAUUGUGCGGCAGGGGGCGCUGGCGGUGCUCUCCCACAUGCUGCUGAGUUUCCAGCACUCCCCUGAAGCUUUCCACUUGGUUGUCCCACAUGUGGUGCAUCUAGUCCAGUCCUUGAGAACAGAUGGUCUCUCCACCAGCAAAGCUUUCUUGCUGCAGUUCACUGAGCUCAUACACUGCAUGAUGUACCAGUACUCCGGCUUCCCUGACCUCUAUGACCACAUACUGGAGGCCAUCAAGGAUCUCCCAAAACCUGGAGAGGAGAAGAUCAAGCUGGUGUUGAAUCAAAGUGCCUGGACGUCCCAGUCCAACUCAUUUGCCACGGGUCCUCUGAGGCAAGUUGGAAAGUCUGAGACCGGCAAGACCGGCCUGGUCAACCUGGGGAACACCUGCUUCAUGAACAGCAUCAUCCAGACCCUCUUCAUGGCCACAGAUUUCAGGCGGCAUGUUUUAUCAUUACAUCUUAAUGGUUCCAACAUACUAAUGAAAAAGCUCCAGCUGCUCUUUGCUUUCCUUGCACACACUCAGAGGGCAGCAUUCGCUCCCAAAAACUUCUUGGAAGCAUCUCGGCCUCCCUGGUUCAACGUCGGCUCCCAGCAGGACUGUUCUGAGUACCUCCGGUUUCUUCUGGACAGGUUACAUGAAGAGGAGAAAACACUUCAAGUCCUGGAAUCAGUUAAGCCAAAAGUUUCCCCUCCUGUUGACACGAGCAGCAAAGACCCAACAGGUCAGACUUCUCCAGAGGACGGCGAAGAGUCGUCUUUGACUCCAGCAGAAAUCAAACCUGAGAAUGACGGGAGGACUAUGAUAGAACGGAUGUUUGGUGGGAAGCUGAUCACGGGUAUUCGCUGUAUGCAGUGCAACUGCAUCUCUGAGAAAGAGGAGCCUUUUUCGGACCUCUCUUUGGCCUUCUGUCCUUCUGCCACCUCUCAAGGCAGCCCUCAACUUCAGGGGCCCUCAGAGGAACCCAAGGUUGGCUGUCAAGGAUCCGUCAACGGCGGCAGUGAAAUUCCCGAGCCGGGCUCGACCAAAGCCCCAGCUAGCAGCGUCCAUUUUGUGCCAGUGACAAACGAGCCUCCCCUCUCUGUGCCUGACCUGGUGAACUAUUUCCUGGCUCCGGAGAUCCUGGACGAAGAGAAUGCCUAUUUCUGUGAGAAGUGUAGCUCCCUCCAGCGGGCGGAGAGGACCAUGAAAGUGGUGUCAGCACCCGAAUACUUGAUCCUCACCCUGCUGCGAUUCUCAUAUGAUGCCAAAUGCCACGUCCGGAGGAAGAUUCUGGACAACGUCACCAUCCCGCCUCUCAUGAGACUUCCUGUACACGCCCCUUCAAUGCCCACCCAGUGUUCCUCUUCUACCUCCUCUCCUCUGCAGGUGGAUUCUCCUGAGAGCAGCGAGAAUCUGGCCAAGAAGCUCAAACCAUCUCAGAAAGACGAGGAGGAAGAGGAGAAGGAGAGGAUAGAUGGAGCAGAGCAGAUAAAUGGAGGAGGAGAGACAUCAGUCCAGUCAGUGCCCUACGUCCUCAGCUCAGUGGUGAUGCAUUCCGGUAUAUCGUCCGAGAGUGGCCACUACUACUCUUAUGGUCGUAACAUUAACGGAGCAGAUGGAACGCAGCAUCCAGCCAACCACUUUGCCCUCAAGGAGGAUUUGGGGAACGGCCAGGCCGAGUGUAGCCUCUCCACUUGCUCAGCUCUCUCAAUUCCACCUGAACAAGGAGAGGCACUGCCUAAUAGUGGCCAGGAGGCAAGGGAUUGGCUGCUGUUCAAUGAUAGCAGAGUGACAUUCACAGCCUUCCAAUCGGUGCAAAACAUUACAAAUCGCUUUCCCAAGGACACAGCUUAUGUGCUCAUGUACAGAAAGCAGGAGCUACCGGGGCAGAACAUAAACGGGGGAAUGAUGGCGAACGGAAUGAGAUCGAGCGCUGAGCCUCCCCUGCAGAAAGAACUACUGGAUGCUAUAAUCAAGGACAACAAGCUGUAUUUACAGGAACAGGAGCUCAAUGCUCGGACCCAGGCUCUCCAGGCCCCUUCAUCCUCCUGCUCAUUCAGGCCCAACGGUUCAGAUGACAAUAACCCACCGGGGAGCUGCGGCCCAUCUGGUGGAGGUGGAGGGGGAGGGGGCUUCAAUACCAUUAGUAGACUGGUCUUCUGAAAGAAAGAACUGCUGCAGGAAACCCAGAUGAACUGGCACUGGAGAGUCCUGAACUGAACUCAUAUGUCAUACCAUAGAUGUGCAUAUAAACUCAUGAAAAGAGCACUGAAGUGAUCUAAAAACAUAAACAUACACACACACACACAGAGAGAUCAUCUGUGCUGAUUCUGAUCCCGAAUUUUGUUUUGUUCUGACUUAAAUAGUUUUUAAUACCACUGUUUCAGUCAUCAUUUAUUUGAUUUAUUUAGAUAUUUUUUUUUGUAAUUGUAAUCUUUCAUUAAUCCACCAAAUUUCAGAACUUGAGAUAGAUAAUAAUUAUUGGUGCAAAUGUAUCCUUUCCCUUAAAUUAAAUAAUAAUAAUAAACUUUUGCAUACAUAAAUAUGUGAAACUGGUUGAACAUGCUCAUGUGAUCUGGCUUGUCACAGUGUUUAUAACAUUACCUCACACACAUACACAUAUGCAAAUCCAUGCAUGUGCUGUGCACACAGUACAGAAGAAGGCAUUCAACUGUAAGAUAAACAAGACUUUUUUUUGUCAUAGUUCUGAACAUCCAGCUCACAACUUUUUGUUUACUUUUUCUGAUUUGCAUGCAGCUUUUCUUCCCGAGCUGUGGAGUUUGAUUUUCAUUGAUAUAUGAAUCUUUUUUUGGUGUGUGCUUUGCUGUGUUUUUACAGGUUUCAUAUCCCAUGCAAUAAAUGUACAUAUGACUUAAAAUAUCAUUCUGAAUAAUCAUGGAAUACAAAACUAUAUGUGGAAAACUAUAUUUGGGAAAUCUCCAAGAUAAAGGCAUUUUCAAUAUGAAUAUUUAAUGCUGUCCUCAAACUAAAAGGAAGUGUGAUUUACAGAGAACUCAAUUACAAACUGCUUGUUUAAACAUAAUUGACAGCAUAUUUUAAUGUAUUCCUCUGAGUUGAUCAUUCAGGGAGACGUUUGUGUUCAUGCUGAUUUUAUGUGCCUUUUGAUAUUUAAUGCAGAUUUUUGUAGAGGGAUUUGUCAGGAUACACAUCUCAGCUGUACUGUGUUAAUAUUCAUAAUGGCUUCACCUUUCCCUACAGUAAAAACAAAACAGUAUUUGUUGUAUUGUCUUACUUACCCAGGCAGGUUAUUUAAGGUAUUUAAAGUAGUAUGUUGGCAAAGAGGUGGGCAGAUGUUGGGGACUAAACUAUCAAUGUAAUGGCUAACACAUGACUAUACAAAUAUUAAAAGAUACGAAAUUAUUGAGAUGAAAGGCAAUUAAUAAAUACUCAAUUGAGCAAUGACGAGACGAAGCAGAAGAUGA